Molecule: messenger RNA, 1048 nt
Organism: Labeo rohita (rohu)
Lineage: Eukaryota; Metazoa; Chordata; Actinopteri; Cypriniformes; Cyprinidae
Product: apoptosis regulator BAX-like
Exons: 6
Coding region: 115-714 (199 amino acids)
Biological process (GO): intrinsic apoptotic signaling pathway in response to DNA damage; positive regulation of apoptotic process; extrinsic apoptotic signaling pathway in absence of ligand
Cellular component (GO): mitochondrial outer membrane
Molecular function (GO): protein heterodimerization activity; protein homodimerization activity; channel activity
Source: RefSeq, a predicted model, not a curated record
UUUGAGCUUGAACGUGUCCAUGUUUUACAUAACACGGUUUUACAGAAGUCUGUUGCGCAUAUUUCAUUUUUUUGGUUUAUUUAGUGAUAGUCAAAGCCUAGCGUAGGACCAAGAAUGAAGACAGGAAAAAAAGAAAUCAAGACAUCAGAUUACGAGUUUUCAGAAAAUGUUGUACUUAGGUCAGUGAAAGACCACAUAGAGAGGGCGGGAAUAUGUGCACCGUCUUUUCCUGAACCGCAGACAAAGAUUGAUGAGCGGGAGCAGCUGGUUCUGGAACAGCUGAUUAACUUCUCCAGAGAGAUCGGCGACAUUCUCGAUCAGGAUUCGAAUUUCAAAAACAUGGUUGAUGGGUUUGCAAGUGUGGUGGAUCCACAGCAUUUCCAGAGCCUUGUAGAAAAAAUGCUUGUUGAUGACAUCACCUGGGGGAAAAUUAUUACUCUGAUCUGUGUUAUUGGGAAAACAGUUGCAAAGAUUAUUGGUAAUUCUCUCCCAAGCAUUGUCUUAUGGACACUAAAUUACUUCAAGGAUAAGCUACAGAACUGGAUCUGCAGUAGGGGAGGUUGGGUCAACAGUAUCUCUUCCUUGGCUCGUUACUCUUUUGAGCGAGAAUUUGGUUCCUCAUCCAGCCCAAUCUCUCUCUCCUCUGGAGUCUUCUUUAUCAGUGGAGCACUGGUGGGUGGCUUUAUCAUCUGGAGACUACAGAAAGGUGCAUGAGGAGGGUCAGUGGAGGACUGAUGUGGUGAGAAAAGGAGGAAUGCUGGGAUUUACAAAUGCUAUAGACCAAAAACAAAAGAUAAUUUGGUGACCAAAUAUAGGAGAGGGCUACUUGGGAAUGCUGUCACUUUUCAUCACCUCCAGAAUGGGAUGUACAGUGUAGCAAUAACCAGCAAGAUUUGAAACAUCGUACAUAUUGUGCCAAGAGGACUGUUCACUGUAUUUUUAGUGACACUGUUAUUAACCUCGUCCUCAUUUUCAUUAGUGCAAUUGUUUUAACUCUAUGUAUUCUGUUGUCAAACCAACUCUUUCAAUAAAACAAAAUCUGAUCUCA